AUGGUCGCGCUGGGUGGUAGCAUCAAUCCCACGAGCGCGCCCAUUACCACUGCCAGUUUUCUUCCUCCCGCGACGUCGACCCUCAGAGCAUGGCAGCGUGUCGCAGUCCCCGUGUCCGGCCCCGGAGCAGCACGAGACCGCAAGAUCUGGAAGCGCGUCGGCGGAGCCGCGUACGGAUACGGCGUCGAGAAAUUCGCAGAGGUUGCUGCUGAGCUGAAGAGCCAGGGCUAUGGUUCCCGGAAGCGCGCGAGGGACGCUGCGCAUGUGCCCGCAUACGGUAGCGGGAGCUGGGAUCUGAAGAUCCGGGAGCACCAAGAUGGCAGAUGGGAUCUGGUCACGGCGAGAGUCUCAGUUGCAGCAGCGAAAGAAGCAGACGAUCGCAUGGUCGAACAGUCAUCUGCGAACAUGACGCCCAAGCGGAAGUCGACUUUCCCCGAGCAAAAGCUCAAGUGGGUUCCCAGGAAGCGACACAACACGCGCUACCCCAUCGACCCUCCGCAGAAGGAGACGCCUAUGAUUGCCGAAUACCAACCCCUGAUCAACAUCGACGUUACCACCGACGAUGUCGAGGCCAUUGCUCAGCAGGCGAUCGUCCAGCAGAUGGACAAGAAACAGAUGCGGAGACGGUCAACCCGCAGGCUGAGCCGACGCAUCAGCCUGGCGCCUAUUCAGGAGACUGCCGACGAGAGUCCUAUCAUGAUCUCGCCCGUCAAGGCCACUCCUUACUACUCCUCGCCCAUGAAGCGUCGGUCGCCUGUCAAGGCCACGCCCAAGAAGGUUGCCAUGUCACCGCUGAAAGAGUUCACCCUGUCCGCGACUCCGACAAAGGUUACUAUCGAGACCGCCAGCACCAAGACUCCCGCUGGAUCUUCCCCGAGCGCGCUCUCAACGCCGCAAACCAUCAAUGGCGAGAUUAAAGCCUUGUCCCGACUGGCCGACAGCAGUUCACCUCUUUUGAGCGAGUUCUCGUCUCUGGUCUUUGAUCAACCCAACCCCGAUGCUCAUGUUGAGCCAGAGCAUGAGGCUAGGCGCCGCGUGUCUCUGCAGAAUGCCCGCCGAUCCGAUCGACGAUCCAGCGGAGUGCGGAGACUGCUCUCUUUCGAAACGCAGAAGGCUCCCGGCCGUCGCCACAGCAUGAUGCCUGGUAGUGCCGAGGCGUCUGAGGCCAAGGGCCGGAGACAUACCCUCGACGUCUGCCUUGCGGGCGACCAGGAGAUUCGCCUCGAUGUAACUUCUCCCACGGCAGAACAGCAGGUCGAAGCCAAUAUGGAGAACUUGAACGCCAACGAUGGCUCCAUCUCCAAACCGGAAGCGCAAACUGAACCGCAGGCUGGCCCCGUCGACGUGGAUGUCAAGAACAAUCUCGACAUCUUUGGCCAGAGCCCGAUGACAAUGUCGUCUCCGCAAAUGAGCUCGACGCUAACCCAGGCCGAAGAAGCAACCAUCCCGUCCUCGUCCCCUGUCAAGGCUGGAUCAGAUGUGAUUCACCAAUCAGGGUCGCCCAUUCACAACGCUCUGGGCAUUGUUGAGGAUGUCACUUUGCCUGACGCUUCGGUGGCCGAACCUCAAUCGAACCAAGAAGAAUCGCAUGACUUGUCCGAGUCACCCAUGCAGGACUUUACCCCCACCAAUUCUUCGCCCUCUGCGAUCGACUUGAGCACCCCGGAAAAGAUUUCUACCGAGAUGUUUACUACACUAUCUACACCCAUCACCAAGGGCAGGGCCCUUUCAUCACCUCUAAGGUUUUCGUCGGCAAAGAAGCUGCCCACCCCCCCUGGCGAGGAACACAACGCCGACGUUGAGUCACCUGUCGAGGCGACACAGCAGGACAUGCAGGAUGUAUUUAUGGACGACAGAGAUCUCGACGCCGACGAGGAAAUGUCUGAUACCGAUGCUGAGGCCACUGCCACGAUCACCACCGAUCUUGCCCAGGAGGUCGCGCAAAUCAUGGAGGGAUCCAAUGAGUCGGCAUCAGCGUCGCCCAAUGCCUCCAGGUCACAGGAGAGCAUGCAGGCAGAGCUUGUUCAUGAAGAUGGCGGCAUCCAGCGCGGUCCUGACAGUUUGAUCGUCACCGUCAAGGUUGAUACCGAUGUGUUGAUGUUGGCUGAUGCUGAGUCCGCUGAAGAUGUUGCGCAAAUGCCUCUCCCGUCCACCGAGUUUGUCCACGAAGUACAGACAGAAGCCGACGCCAACAUGAUUGAAGAUGAGGCAGAGGAUGGGGAGGUCCACAGCCCCGGAUUCACUCCGAUCAAUGAGCGCUCCAGCAGUAGUCCACUGUCGUCGCCCCCCGAGGAGGUUGCUGAGCCAGACGACACCAUGACUGGCAAUCUGGACUUUGAUGCCGAUGUCCACCCUGACGACUUUACUGAGACCGUGACCCUUGACAUCGAAGCCGCGGAGCAGCAGGAUGAUGCGACCGAGACGAUGAACCUCCAGGUGGAGGAGGAGGUCGCAGAGAAGCGCCUCUCCAUUCAGGACGAUUCCGAAACCGAGAUGCUCCGUCGGUUUGUCACCCGCGUCAAGGCAGACAAGACCGCGAAAGCGGCUGCUGCCGCGCGAGCCAAGACCCUUCGUCCCAAUCGCCGCUCUGGCUCGCUGGGCUCGACUACCUCUGACUCUGGUUCCCCGAUCGCGCGCAAUGAGACCACGCCUCUAUCGGCCUCGAAACGUCUGCCUCUUGGUCAGAAGGAUCAUAAUAUGAGCCCCAGCCCAACCAAGAAGCGCAAGGGCGCGGAUGAGACUGCCCAUCGCGGCAGUCUACUGUCAAAGCCCGACCUAGAGGACAUCUCUCCUCCCAAACCGAAGCGGCGUAGAAAGAAUGCCGAACUCGAGAACGAUAGUGUCUUCAACCCCGAGUUUCAGCCUGGCGGAAAGGGCAAGACUGAGACUGCGGCCACCGACGAUGGCCCUGCGCCCCGGCGAUCGUCCCGCAACAAGACUGCACGGAACCUGCGGUCGACUGCCACGACUGCCAACAAUUCUGCCGUCAUGUCGAUGAUUCCCGUUCGCCUACCUGGCUCGCUGUGCACCGACGACAGCAAUGUCAACCUGGGCAUGCGCCGUAACGAGGAGCGUGACCUCGCGGCCGUGACGCGUCACAAUACUAGGAAGAACAAGGGGGCGUCUGUCCAUCCGUCUGUCGUGAUCUCGCGCCAGCAGGACGACCCCAACUGGCGCAUGAAAGAGCUUAAGGAGGUCUUUGAGGCGCGCGAGGCGGCUGCCGCCGCCGCAGCUGCUCCGGAGGAGGGUGCACCUACUUCGCGGAAGCGCACGCGCGGUGGCAAGGGCAAGGGUGUCCGCUGGGACGAGACUCUGGUUAGGGUCCAGGGUCAGGACGAGGGCCCCGUUGUCAUGAAGGCUGUCACUGCGCCGCUCGACGAGUCUGUUGCACCGCCUCAGGCCGAGGACGCCGAGGAGGCCAAGGAUGAGGCCGAGGAGGAGCGCCUGGAGGUUGUGGCCCCCGAGCCGGCGCGCAAGAAGCAGAAGAAGUCGGCUGCUGCUAUUGCUACAGCCGCCCCGGAGAAGAAGGAGGAGGAGGAGCAGACUGCGGCCAAGGAGAAGGAGGCAGAGCCAGUGAAGGAGAAGGCGCAGCAGCCCGCGGCUCGGCCGCGAACGAGGGCUUCCCGGCUGAGAGCUCCCACGCCGCGGAAGCUGGCGGCGCCCACGGCAGCGGUCGGCAAGGAGAACAAGCCCAAGCUGGAGCCGACGCCGGUCGAGAAGACGGCGGCCCCUGCUCCUGCCUCGGCUGCAAAGAAGGCGCCCCCGGCCGCCGCGCGCAUGGCGACUCGGAGGACCAGGAUCUCGGGUCUGGGUAUGAGCGGCAACGGCACGCCGGCGCCGAAGAGGAGGGCUACGAGGGGGACGGGUGCGUGA
Molecule: messenger RNA, 3873 nt
Organism: Thyridium curvatum
Lineage: Eukaryota; Fungi; Ascomycota; Sordariomycetes; Thyridiales; Thyridiaceae
Exons: 3
Coding region: 1-3873 (1290 amino acids)
Source: RefSeq, a predicted model, not a curated record